Molecule: messenger RNA, 2726 nt
Organism: Chelonus insularis
Lineage: Eukaryota; Metazoa; Arthropoda; Insecta; Hymenoptera; Braconidae
Gene: vn
Product: membrane-bound neuregulin protein vein
Exons: 5
Coding region: 1018-2580 (520 amino acids)
Biological process (GO): axon guidance; homophilic cell-cell adhesion; dendrite self-avoidance
Cellular component (GO): plasma membrane; axon
Molecular function (GO): cell-cell adhesion mediator activity
Source: RefSeq, a predicted model, not a curated record
UGCUCAGUCUAAUUUCAACCGCCGCGUGCGUUUGUGCGACACCCAGAACCUCUCUCCAACGUCACGAGGCCUUCUCUACUCGUUCUGGAAUUUCACCUUUUCAGUGCUCAUUUGAAUCUACAUUAGAACAAGAAAGACUAAUAUUUACUCACUAUUAUCAUCAAUUAAUUGGAAUUUUAUUAAUUCAUUUAUUCAACGUUUAUGUAAAACUUACUUUGGAUGUUAUAAUAAUGACGUACUGAUAACAAUUCGGAUGAUAUAAUUCCAUCCACUUUGUACGUAUAUUCACUAAAUAAUAUUUCAUAAAUGAUCAAGUUAAUUCAAUAAAAUAUCGUAAAACUGGUGAACGUAUCUUACUGUGCGUGUGCACACAGUAAACGCGUGUGAACAAGUAGAAAUGCCGCUGAGAAACUCGCCACGUGCGCGCUUGUGUUUAUAAAUCGAUGUCUGGAGAACCGACCAAUGAGACAAUGAUGAUACUCGAUUACACCUGUUUUCAGAAGCAACUAUACAUACGUCAUUCCCAACACAAUCAUCACCUUCUUUAUUCCCAUCACUUGGAAUCUAUUAUUAUCAGCAAUGGAAAAAAGUGUCUUUGGCAGAAAUAGGAUAAAAUGAAACUUGGUAGAAUCAAUGUCUCAUCAGGCUGGAUUACUGCUCACCUUGUUGAUGGUGUACCGGCAUCUUUUUGGUUUUGUUAAAUGAACAAAUUGAUUUACUUCAAGAAAAUAAUCACAAAGGAAUGGCUAUUUUUUGCGACAAUUUAGAUAAUAAAAGGAUCAAAAUUAAGGAUCCGAGGACUAUUGGGGACUCUUGGAGUCCCUCAUCGGAUUGGGAGUAAUCGGAGACUCCCAGAUUGAAGAGAUAAGUGUGUCUAUAUGAGUGUGUAAGUGUAUGUGUGUAUGUGAUGUUAAAAAAGAGUGGUUAAAAUGAAAAAAAGUCAAUUGAGUCAAGUCAAAUUGUCGCAGGAUUAUAAAGACUGCGACUGUAAGACAAGACUAAGAGUAAAUAUCGGUGAUGGGAUGGACAUUUAGAUUAGUAAUUGUUUUCAACAUACGAGUGGUGAAUCCAAGUGUCAAGAGAAACGUCAUAGUAAACGUCAGCGUCGUCGUCCUCGUGUCCACGUGGUGGUGGUGGAGGUGGAGAGGAGAGACGCGGACGAAAAGCUGGAGAGAAGGAGUUUUAGGGGUAGCAAGUUGGAUAAUGCGGGCGUCCUUUAUUUUAUUGGGAAUUUUGAGCGGCUGGUGGUGCGCUCUCGCGCUAAUAGCAGCACCCCCAGCCAAUUUACAACUUCAGGGACCGGAAGAUUUGUAUCCACGAAUGAGCAAGUGGUUUCCAUUCGCUGCUACGUCAAUACGACAUCAUCAUGGUGGUUGGUUAUCUUCCGGCUACGAUGCAACCGGUCAGUCAAUUGCUGUGAGGUCUAGAGCUGGUAGAUCUAGUGGCAGUGGUGGUGGAGGAGGUGAAGGCGGAGGUCGUACAAGAAGCGAAUCAAAGAGAGAACAGCGAAAACGUUGUCGUCGAAAAAAAGGUGGAGUUUGUAGAGGAAGAAACUGGUGUCCUGAUAUGGAUGUUGGUAAUCGUGCUUUCCUAGCACCCACGGUAUUUGAGGGCAAAGUACGCAGCAUGUCCUCGUCAAGGAAACCGGGAUCCAACUAUGCAGUGACCUUUGAGGUAAAGCAAGUCUAUAAGAGUCAAGCUGGCUUCCAACCACUGCGUAAAAACGACAGCGUUCGUCUGCAUUUUCGCGACAAAUCAGACAAGAGAAAUGGCAGUGGAGGAAGGUCUUCAUUGUGUCGUAACGAGGACACUGACGGCCAGACAACGAAUCACCGGUUACACACUGGUGUGAAUCAACAGUAUGGACUCCAUCAGAGUGAUCAUUCUAAAGUGGUGCGCGCCGACAUUAAGCGUGGCAAAGUGUACCUAGUGUUUGUGAAUCGUGUAGGACCUAGAAACUUUACAAUCUUGGGUGAGCCGGUGAUACGGAGCAAGAAAAACGAACAGGCGGUACAGGCGGUCAUUCGACCCGAUUACGUUCGAGAAGUGACGUUAUCGGAGCUCAGGGACUCGGUGGCAAGAACGAGAGAAAGGGUGAAACUUGUGUGUAGGACUAGAGGAUCGCCACCACCUCGAGUCCAUUGGCUGAAAGAUGGUCUGCCUCUUUAUCCCCGGAGAGGUCUGAGAAUUCAGCACAAACGGAGAAGAUCCAAAGUGGUAAUCGCAUCAGCACGACCCGAAGACAGUGGACGGUAUGAAUGCAUUGCCCAAAGUACCUCUGGCUAUCAGGCCUCUCUAGCAGCCCAACUUCUAGUCGUACAUGACACUAAAGCUACUGAAACCACAACUGUUGCAUGGCCCAGGCAGGAACAACCCUGUCCAAUAGCGGGUGACUUUUGCAUGAACGGAGGAACGUGUCUUUUCUUCGAGACAGUUGGUGAACCAGCAUGCAGAUGCGCCGAGGGUUUUACUGGUCUACGAUGCGAGACCAAGGACGUAAUCAGCACAGGAAGUGUGUACAACCGUCAUAGAGCACCAUUUUCAUGCAAGUUGGGUCUUUCGACCUCGUAUUACUGCUAACGAUAGUGGCGUGGAACCCAAUUUGGUAGCUGCUACUUCUUUUGGCGUUCCCUCUUAUUUUAUACGUCAUAUUUUAUUAUCUUUAUUAAUAUCUUUAUUAUAAUUAUUAUAAUUAUCGAUUAUUAAUUAUUCAUUACUACAACUAA